AUGGAAAUGAGGUGGUGGCUGCGCUCGUGUAACGAGCUGCCUACGUACCCUGUUUUAGGGAUCAAGCCUGGACGAAAUUCGCCUUGUGAUCAAGAAUCGUCCUCUUUUUAUAGCUCCGAAGUAGAUCGCAACCUCCUCCGCGUAUCUCGUCCACGUGCAACUACCGAUCCCGCUAUUUCCGGAUCUGAACAGUCGAAGCGAGAUUCUCGUUUGACUCGUUCAAACUCAGCUUGCGGACUUGACUCCGUCGAGCUAGAGCUCGACUUCGUCUUCACAAGUAGCUCGGACAGUAAACAGCUGGAUUUGGACAAGGAUACUUGGUGGGCUCGAGGUCAUUUUACUGGGCCUGAGUGGACUUAUCUUGAUCUUAGGACUUAG
Microthlaspi erraticum is the source of this 378-nucleotide messenger RNA. Lineage: Eukaryota; Viridiplantae; Streptophyta; Magnoliopsida; Brassicales; Brassicaceae. The record is from the annotation of a GenBank genome assembly.